AUGCUUAAAACUAUAGUGGUGCCAGUAGUUAAGAAUAAAACGGGGGAUAUUGCCAGUCAUGAAAAUUACCGUCCGAUAUCGCUGGCCGUAGUUGUUGCUAAGGUGUUGGACAGUCUGCUGGACAAAGAGCUGGACAAAUAUUUGGACCUGUACGACGCUCAGUUCGGCUUUAGGCCAGGGCUUUCCACAGAAAGCGCCAUAUUAUGUCUUAAGCAGACUGUCCGAUACUACACGGAGAGACGCACGCCGGUGUACGUCUGUUUUCUUGAUCUCUCUAAAGCUUUUGAGUUGGUGGUUUAUAACAUUCUCUGGGACAAGACAGGCAUACACAAAGACCUGAUAAGUAUGCCAAAGUGCUGGUACAAAAACCAGCAAAAUAAUGUAAGAUGA
Messenger RNA from Hyposmocoma kahamanoa, 390 nucleotides. RefSeq lists its product as uncharacterized. NCBI's taxonomy places the organism in Eukaryota, Metazoa, Arthropoda, Insecta, Lepidoptera, Cosmopterigidae. The transcript has a single exon. Bases 1 to 390 code for a protein of 129 amino acids. The record is from RefSeq and is a predicted model, not a curated record.